This is a messenger RNA of Mugil cephalus (flathead mullet), 1284 nucleotides long. Its product is annotated as integumentary mucin C.1-like. The annotation marks the transcript as partial. The record is from RefSeq and is a predicted model, not a curated record. NCBI's taxonomy places the organism in Eukaryota, Metazoa, Chordata, Actinopteri, Mugiliformes, Mugilidae. The transcript has 4 exons.
AACUACAACUUCUCCAACUACAACCACAACUUCUCCAACAACAACUACAACUUCUCCAACUACAACCUCUACAACAACAACCAUCCAACUACAACCACAACUUCUCCAACAACAACCACAACUUCUCCAACUACAACCUCUGCAACAACAACUACAACUUCUCCAACUACAACCACAACAUCUCCAACAACUACGUCUUCUCCAACAACAACCACAACUUCUCCAACAACAACCACAACUUCUCCAACAACAACUACAACUUCUCCACCUACAACCACAACUUCUCCAACAACAACCACAACUUCUCCAACUACAACCUCUGCAACAACAACCACAACUUCUCCAACUACUACCACGUCUUCUCCAACUACAACUUCUCCAACAUCAACUACGACUUCUCCAACUACAACCACAACUUCUCUAAAAACAAUUACAACUUCUCCAACUACAACCACAACUUCUCCAACAACAACCACAACUUCUCCAACUACAACCUCUGCAACAACAACUACAACUUCUCCAACUACAACCACAACAACUACGACUUCUCCAACUACAACCACAACUUCUCUAAAAACAACUACAACUUCUCCAACUACAACCACAACUUCUCCAACAACAACCACAACUUCUCCAACUACAACCUCUGCAACAACAACUACAACUUCUCCAACUACAACCACAACAUCUCCAACAACUACGACUUCUCCAACUACAACCACAACUUCUCCAACAACAACCACAACUUCUCCAACAACAACCACAACUUCUCCAACUACAACCUCUGCAACAACAACCACAACUUCUCCAACUACCACCACGUCUUCUCCAACUACAACUUCUCCAACAACAACUACGACUUCUCCAACUACAACCACAACUUCUCCAACAACAACUACGACUUCUCCAACUACAACCACAACUUCUCUAAAAACAAUUACAACUUCUCCAACUACAACCACAACUUCUCCAACAACAACCACAACUUCUCCAACUACAACCUCUGCAACAACAACUACAACUUCUCCAACUACAACCACAACUACAACCACAACUUCUCCAACAACAACUACGACUUCUCCCACUACAACCACAACUUCUCCAACAACAACUACAAUGUCUCCAACUACAACCACAACUUCUCCAACAACAACUACGACUUCUCCAACUACAACCACAACUUCUCCAACAACAACUACGACUUCUCCAACUACAACCACAACUUCUCCAACAACAACUACAACUUCUCCAACAACAACCACAACUUCUCCAACUACAACCACG